Messenger RNA from Aspergillus vadensis CBS 113365, 1341 nucleotides. RefSeq names its product phosphotransferase family protein. Gene Ontology annotation, biological process: protein phosphorylation. The transcript has 3 exons. The record is from RefSeq and is a predicted model, not a curated record. The coding region runs from base 177 to 1331 and encodes 384 amino acids. Lineage: Eukaryota; Fungi; Ascomycota; Eurotiomycetes; Eurotiales; Aspergillaceae. Gene Ontology annotation, molecular function: protein kinase activity.
GUAGAGCCGAUUAAAGCAGUUCCAUUGUGACCGUGGCCCCGGUACCUCGUACUCCAUGGUUCAUAAACCACGACAUUACCGGGGACCAAAGCCUUUCGCAAGCUCAGGUACCCAGAAGAGUACCAAGUACCACCUCUAUCACGAUAUCACAUAUCUAUUUCCUAUCGAGCAUCACAAUGAUAGAUGCAAAUGGGGCCUCUCCGGUUCCACAUGAACCAGUCACGGCGGCUGAGAGGGAACGUCACGUUGACAAUAUCACUCCCAUCCGCAACAUCCUGUUGUCUACACCUUAUGAAUGUGCCAAUAUUAAGCAAUUGAGUGGUGGUGCCGUGAAUUUCACCUACCGUGGUCUACUUGCUCACCCGCUCGCCGAUGGGAGCAAGAGUGUCAUCAUCAAGCGUUCGAAAGAGUAUGUGACUUUAGUCCCUGGUGUUACGUGCUCAGCCAGUCGAUCUCAAGUCGAAUACAGAAUUUUGGAGUCCUUGGCGCGAGGCCUCGUGGCGCCAAAACGUCACGACGGGUUUAUUAUGAGAACACCCAGUCCGUAUCACUUCUUUGAGCAGAAUGUGCAGAUCAUGGAGGACUUGCAGGGUACAACCCCUCUCGUGGACAUCAUUUCUGCAGCUGGAUGUAAUAUGUCCCCUACUUUUGCCGCGUCCCUGGGCUAUGCAAUCGGCAGCUGGCUAGGUUCCCUUCACUCCUCGACAUCGAAGCGUGGGGGCGGCAGAUUUGACUUGCACGAGAACCCAGGAGGCCGGGACACAAUGUAUGGCUUCUACUUGGGCAUACUGGAGGAAAAGAUCAGAACUGCCCCCCACCUUUUUGAUGGCGUUGCAGACCAAGUACGAAAGUAUGCUGUUGAAGAGAUCGAACGACGUGAAGGCUGUGGGAUGUCAUUGGUGCACGGGGAUUUCUCAGUCAGAAACCUCCUUAUUUCAGAUGCAUCGCCAGACAGCGGGUAUGUGACUGUCAGUCCCAUUGACUGGGAAUUAUCUCACUAUGGCCGUCGUGAUCAGGACCUCGCACAAAUAAUGGGUGACUUGUACAUCCUAGAAAUUGUGAAAAGUGUGAAGAUUGGCCGCACCAUCCUCCAGCAUAUUAUACGAGGGUAUCCGGUGCUGCAUGAGGAGGAAAUAUUUCACACAGCUUCCUAUGUAGGGAUCAUGAUUAUCACAUGGGCAUUCGCCAUAGGAGCUGGAAUGACGAGGGAACAGGAGGAACAGAUCAUUCUGUUCGCAAGGGAUCUCAUUGUAAGGAGUCGGGAAAGAGAUCGUGCCUGGCUUGAGACUACCAUUGUGGGAUAUCUAUUUCAAGAAGCGCAAGGAGUGUAGCAAUUCUGAU